This is a messenger RNA of Triplophysa rosa, 12274 nucleotides long. RefSeq names its product suppressor of cytokine signaling 5b (gene socs5b). Gene Ontology annotation, cellular component: phosphatidylinositol 3-kinase complex. Bases 448 to 2142 code for a protein of 564 amino acids. Lineage: Eukaryota; Metazoa; Chordata; Actinopteri; Cypriniformes; Nemacheilidae. Gene Ontology annotation, biological process: phosphatidylinositol phosphate biosynthetic process; positive regulation of proteasomal ubiquitin-dependent protein catabolic process; epidermal growth factor receptor signaling pathway. The transcript is spliced from 2 exons. The record is from RefSeq and is a predicted model, not a curated record. Gene Ontology annotation, molecular function: 1-phosphatidylinositol-3-kinase regulator activity.
CCGAGGCAACGCUCUCUCAACCUGCGCUCUCAUUGGACGAGUACGACGCCCGUCACUCCCCCGAUCCGUCGGAAGUGCGUUCUCGUUCUGCGUCUCCAUGCACUCCGCCAGUCACAACCCGCCUGCGAUUUCGCAUUGUCGGCCUCUUCUUCACGCCUUUGAACUGGUGCGCAAAGCGGGCUGUCGAGAAGACGUACGGGUUCGCACGGGAGCGAGGCGGCAUAUAUAUAUGGCCUUGGAUUAUGUUGCCGUUCCGAGUGAUGUGGGAUUCAACUCUGCCUCUGCUUUAUAAAAACCAGCCUCAGGAAUGAGCCGAUAUGCUUUCUUACUUGCAUUUCAUUCGCCGAGACUGAGCGUAUGAGGAACAGCUAGUUUAACACCGUUUAAAAGCCAUCUUUUGUAGACAAAAGACGGCUGCGAAGUAAUAGUCAAAAAUUCAAGAGGUCUAUGGAGAAAGUUGGCAAGAUGUGGGGUAACCUCAGGAAUCGAUGCCAAGCUCUCUUCCACACCGAUGGCUCCGAGUCCAAUUUGUGUAGCCAGGAUGUCAAUCGUGUCCUCUGUGUGGUAGACUCAAGAGGAGGAACACGUGCAAGUGAACCCAGUGGAACUAGGUCUUCCACCCCCUCACGAAGCUUGUCACCUCUCCCAGUGGCAACUGGAGGUCGCCGAGGCCAUAACUGUGUUGCAGAUUUUCCCCAGAUAGUUGAAAUCUCUAUUGACAAAGACAGCGAGGAUGCACGGAGGGGCCCUCAUGUGCGUAGGGACUCCUACUCUCGUCAUGCUCCCUGGGGAGGUAAAAAGAAGCAUUCAUGCUCAAAUAAAACGCAAAGUUCACUUGAGGCUGACAGGCGAACAGGGCGCUCAAGAGGAAGUACGGCCAGGAGGGAUCGUCGCUAUGGGAUUAGCUCCAUCCAAGAGAAUAAUGAUUCUGUAGGAGCUGGCAGCAGUGGGCGCAGCCUUAGUGCCCGUUCCUUGCACCAGCGACUUAAAGAUACUGUAGGCCUGUGUCUUCCCUUGCCCACACACCACCGCUCUCAAUCUGCGAGAGGUCCGGUGUCUUCCAAACGUAAGAUCCACCUGACUGAACUGAUGUUAGAAACGUGCCCUUUCCCACCUGGUUCUGAUUUGGCCAACAAGUGGCACCUUAUCAAGCAGCAUACGGCACCGGUCAGCCCUCAUUCAUCAACUGCUCUUUUGGAUGCAUUUGAUUCAGCACAUCCCUCCCCGGAGGAUGAGGAAGAGAAACUCCGUGAGCGACGCAGGCUUAGCAUAGAGGAAGGAGUGGACCCUCCUCCGAAUGCGCAAAUCCAUACACUGGAGGCGACUUCACAGAGCUCUUCUGUCUAUAAACUGGGACCAAAGAUGGCUCCUGGUGUUGGCGAAGGAAUUGUGGAGGGCAGGAGUAUGGGAACAGUCUCUUCUAUUUCUGGGGGCUUGUCCGGGAUUGCCGCACAGGUUGCUGCGAGUAUGGCGACGCCAGCCCACUCUGUCGACUGUGAUUCCGAGGAGGACUCAACAACCCUCUGCUUACAGACAAGGAGACCCAAACAGAGGCACGCCUCUGGGGAUGCUCAUUGCUCCAGACAGCAGGGGCCUUGGAAGGUCCACACGCAGAUAGACUACAUCCAUUGUUUGGUGCCUGAUCUACAGGCCAUAACCGCACUUCCCUGUUAUUGGGGAGUGAUGGACCGGUACCAAGCAGAAGCGCUGCUGGAUGGACGGCCAGAAGGCACUUUCUUGCUGCGUGACUCUGCCCAGGAGGACUACCUGUUUUCUGUCAGUUUUCGACGCUACAAUCGUUCGCUGCACGCACGCAUUGAACAAUGGAAUCACAACUUUAGCUUUGAUGCGCACGACCCUUGUGUCUUCCACUCUACCACUGUUACAGGCCUACUGGAGCACUACAAAGACCCCAGUGCCUGUAUGUUCUUUGAGCCCCUUCUCACGGCUCCCCUACAUAGGACCUUCCCCUUUAGCCUUCAGCAUCUGGCACGAGCCGCCAUCUGCAGACACACCACCUAUGAUGGCAUUGGUGCCCUGCCGCUGCCGCCAACCAUGCAAGACUUCCUCAAGGAGUAUCACUACAAACAGAAAGUACGGGUGCGCUGGCUGGAAAGAGAGCCACCACUCAAGGUCAAAUGAGGUCUGGCUUUGGGCAUGACCGAGGCAGAUGUAGUGUAGGCAGGAUCCCUGCUGCCAGAAAAGUGUGGCUCGUAUUAUCCAUCAUACAGCUGGCUUAAGACACGCAGCAUUGGAGGAUGUUAUGAACUCACACCAAUAUUUUUGUUAAUACUACACAUGGAAUCCAUAAGUAUGAUGCAAAGCAGCAGUACAUGUUAUCAGGCUAGCUUAUGUGCUUAAGUCUUGAGCAUUGCUCUUUAUGCUCCCUGCUUUUUAUUUUCUAGUGUUUUCACUAUUUUGAGCAGUAUAAAAAAGCAUUACAUUAAAUAGACUCCUGCUUGUUUAGCAAAUCUACAUAAGCUUAGUCCAGUGUUAAAAUAUAUUCAACUAAUUUGUGGAACUCUUCAUACCUUGAAAUAACGGCUAGUCUGUAAAACCUGAUGUUAAAUAUCUAGAUGCAUUAACUGUAUAUUUGCUAAGUCAUUGCUAAUUUGUCAGCAAUACCUUCUCGAUACUUCAGCCUCCUGCACGUGUCGGGUUCCCUGAGGCAGCACUUGUUAAGCACUGUGUACAUGGACAGGGUCACAGUUAGACACACACCUCCCAGCACGAAGCAUGUUUUAUUUUUAAAAUGGUGGCAGACAGAAGUGAAAGGCAUAAUUGCAUAAAGAGGAGGGAGCAGUUACGCGUAAAAAGCUACCAUUUACUCUCACGCAGUAACCACAGAGAGUGGGCACACAGGCGCAGAGUACCAUGUGCCAUAUGAUAGAGAGGGUGUUAUUUAAAACUAGGACCUCGUGAAGUGUCAUAUCCCAGCAUUACCCUAGUUUUUAACAAUCUAUUUUACUAUUGUCUAUUUUUAUCGGUGACAGUCGAAAAUGGCACUUUAAUUGUUGUCUGUAUACCGCACAAAGACAUAUAGACUUAAGUGCAUACGUAUAAAUGGAUUAUAUUGUGUCUAUCUUUUUAUGGACCUUAAGCAUUAGACGUCAGUUUUAACCCCUCGUUCUCCUAUAUUCUCAGCACGAGUCACCCAAAGUAGAUGUCGGUUGGGAAGUAUCUCUUACCGAGCCUGCGCAUACGGUAUGGCUUUAUUUAAGCCAACAUGGCUACAUAUGCAACCACCUAAAGUGGACAGAGAUAGUAAUCUUAAACAUGUACAGAUUCCCUGAUUGUUUUCACUUUAGAUAUAGUUCAGACACAGACAGAUGCCAUCGCUGUGUAUAUAUUUAAUGUUUGUUGGAUUGAUGUCCGGUUCUGUCGUUACGUCUGGUUGGUUCCACCUGAUGAUGUUGCACUUUCAAUCAUUGUGAAGCAGCUAUGCUUUCCUUGUCAAAAUUAUGUGCACUAAUGAUUGAGAUUCCCUGAACACUGUAAAAAAAACUUUUUUUUAAAACUUUUGUAAAUCUUUGGCCUUAAUAACAAAACCUUUCGAUUGAGGCCAACAAAAUCAUGCUUGUAUAAAAUCAGAGGUUUGGCAUUGCACUGGUGUGCUCUUGAAGUCCAGUCAGAUGUCAGCCAGUGCAGAAAAGUUGCAUAAUGUGUGUACCAUGGGACAGUUUGCAGUAUUAGGGUGUUUGGUGAUCAGCGACCAAAGGUGUGCAUCUUAGGUUAUUGUGCAUGAAUAAUCGUCCUCCAUGACAUUUGGUUAUUUGAGCACAAUGCCUCAUGUAUCGUGUCCCGAGUCGCACUUGUUUUUAAAGCCAUUUAUUUUAGCUGCAAUUAAAUACGUUUUCAGAACCUGUCUGGGAUCUUGCUGAAAGGAAGUCAUUUUGUUAGUCUUUGGGCUUUUUUCUCUAAUUUUCCAUUUGAACAACCUGACUGAAAACUCAACACAUCCACCUUUACAUUUCUUCCAAUGUGUACACUGUACGCUCUGUGUACAGUUUUAUAUUAUGUCAACUUUGAACUGGUACAUGUCAGAUGAUGUCAUUUUAAGACUUUAGCAGGAAUACUACAUUUCUCAUUGAGUUUCUAGAAAGCUCGUCACUAAAGCACUUGGUCACAGCUUCAAAGCCUCAAGUCAUUUUAAAUAAAAAAAAUUACAGGGGCCUCAAAAAUGGAUUGACAACUUAAAAACACGCAGUGUUACUUCCAUUGGAUUAGAUAACAAAAUGUCAAAGCAAGUGAUCCUUAGCUGGUCACGAGCUGGUUUAAUCUGAUCCUUAGCUGGUCAUGAGUUUAGGACCAGCACAUGACCAGCUCAAACCAGCUACCUUGCUUCAAAACAUAUCUAACCAGCAUAUGCUGGAUUUUCAACAGGGUUUUAAGGGGAACAUGAAUAACACUACUCAAAAAUCAUUAACACAGGACUGCAGGCACAUUACACCAAUAUUGAGACAUUGACAAAGCUUCCAGGAUGCAUUUAUGAAAGAAAGCGAGCAUCAUUUUUGAGGUCCGUUAAACGCUUCCUCACCAAACCCAUUGCAUUUACACUCAAACUGUGUUUUAAAACACCGUGGAAGUCAUUUGGGACUCUUUUUGCUACUACACAGUGAGCGCGUCUCUCCUGGCAGAGUUACGCCCUGCCUUACACGCACUAAUCACAGGCUAAAUUUAAUAUGUUAGCCUCUAAAUUUACCACCUGCUAAAAGGACCACUCUGUGUUUCCUAAUGCUGUGAAAAUAGUGAAGUGCUCCAGUUUUUCCUCUUCCUCCCCGUUCUGACCACAUCCUCAUCAUCACUCACUUUUCUGGAUAUGUAGAGCUGAAAGCAGAAAGCCGGUUGUUUGUCUAGUCUGCAUGCUACGCUAAAGUUAGCAUUAGCAUAGGGCUAAAACACACAGUGCUCCAUUGAGCAAGAUUGAAUGCUACAGAAACGGUGCCGUCGUGUAUGAAACCGCAGCUGCUAUUUAGUUAAUAGUUGAGAGAAUGUAUCGCGAGGGAAAUGACACACCAAACUUAAUCCAACACAGUGUUCUUCAGUCACUCAGGCAAGGUUUAUUGCAUUUAAAAUAAGGGACAUAAAAUCGCAACAGUCAGUCUGCAGAAGGCAACAAAGAUGCCAGUGAGGAGUCUUAUGAGACUUCUGUGAACUGCGUCUUGUGCUUACGGCCGGGGGACGUUUUUUCUUGGCUUUUAAUAGUUAACAAGUGGACAAUUGUGAAACAGCUUCUCUAUACAGAGGAGUCUGGUGUGUUUUGCCCUUUUCCCCAUGGGAAAUGUCUUAUGUCAGCCACUGUAGCACAUACUGACCAUGUCAAGUAGACCCUGCUUGCAAUUUAUGCGGUGAAAUGUUGCUUGACACAUACUCAAAUGUACUUGCACGCAUACUGAAAUGUACCCACAGUUGUUAAAUGUCGAAUUUGUUGCCCCUAUGAUUACAAACAGUAUUGUCUUGAAUUUGACUUUGUGUUUAAGUUAGAGUGAGUUAUAUAAUGCACUAUAUGCCCCUGAAUGGGGCAGGGCAGUAAAUGAUCUUGAAUUUACUAAUCCUGUUUAGUACUCUCACAGCUUUCUUUUAGUGCCAAUGUGUAAACCUCUGGGGCUUUAUUUAUGUAAUCAUCCUUAAUGUUAACACAAAAUAUUCUCUGAAAUGUUCCAACAAGCAAUUAAGACGUAUAUGCAUGUUUGCGAAUCAUUAAAAAACCCACAAGCACUCCACUAUCUAUAAAUAUAUGUAACGGGACAAAAUUAAAUUCAUGUAAAUAUGGCGAAAUUUGUUCGUUGUACAUGUAGAAAUGAUUAGAUGUGUGCUUUAUAAAUAAGGUCCCAGAUCUUUCUGACUUUGGUGUCAAAAUUUGUGGGGUUGAGUAAUAUUUUUAUGCAAGCAGAGUAGCAUUUAACAAGAUUAUUAUUUUUACAUAAAUCAUAUCUAAUACACAGUGAGUGUGAUGUAACCAUGGUGGCAAUCAUACGCCACUUUAAUGCUAAACGUGCACGCUUGUAGCAGUAGGUUACUGUAUGUGUGUGGUGGCUGUGCUGACAGGGCUUGAUGAUGACAGGGGCUAAUGGUUGUCAUUUUGCCUUAUACGUUAUGACCAAUCACAACAGCCUUCCCAGCUGCCACAGGCUAACCCAUAUCUAAUCAUACAAGUAUCACCAAAUAUUCUUCUCUGUUCCUUUUCAUCAUAUUGUCUCUUAAAGAACUAAUGUCUCGAUGGAAGAGUAUGUAGAAAACCAAGAUGUUCACAUUUUAGUUUUGGUGUUUUUGUUUGUCUUGUAUGCCUAUUUUCUUUGUUUUUCUUCGCAUAACCUGUUCAUUGUUACAGCCAAUGCACUUGUAGUUGUCACUCUUGGUGCUUUGUGAAUGCUUCAUUGUCUUAAUAUUAUUAAUAAAAAAAUAUUGAGUGUAUACCGUGCUGUAAAUGGAUAUCUGUUAGAUUUGUUAAUGUCACAUACAGUAUCUCAACUAACAAUAAGGUUUUGAGAUUUUAUUUUGCUGUUUACAUUUUGCCAAAACCACACUGUAAAAAACAACUAUAGCAUUACUUUUUUGUGUAAAUUUGCGCAUAGUUUGCAAAAAGUUUUUAAAGUAAAUUGUACUUAUUUUUUGCACACAAAUUUGCAAAUAAAGUAAAUCUACUUUGUUUUUUUACAAUGUAUUAGGCUAUUUACAGAGCUUAUCAAAUGUCCCACAACUGGUCAACUUGAAUUGUAUUUUCUGAUUGUUAUAAUUCCAUAGUUCAGGAGAUUUUUCAGAGUUCUCAAAAGUCUCAGUUGUGUUUCAUUCAAGUGACAAAUGAAAAGAAAAAAAAAUGUUAAAAAAAGUUAAAAUACACAAGGAGUAUUAAGAUUUACAAUUAUUGUUCUUUAUAGAGAUAACAUAUUCAGCAUUUGAGUAAAUUUGAUGAGAAAUAUUUCAGUUCAUAAUUACAUUUUAUUGAAAUCCGAUCUCAGUUUGUGACAAUGAUUUAUUCAUUCAAUUUUAUUUAUAUAGCGAUUUUCACAAUGUGCAUUGUUCCAAAGCAGCUUUACAGGAGAAAGUAAGAAAAACAGAAAACCACAGAGAGGGUAAAACACAGCACAGUGCAUGGUGUUUAUAGAACAAGCAAGAUCAUUCUAGUAAAUAAUAUCUAAUAAAUGCAGUCUCCAGGUGAGCAAGCCAACACUGCCCUGUGGCGAGGAACCCAAACUCCAAUGAUAAAUAAAUGGAGAAAAAAAAACCUCGGGAGAAACCAGGCUCAGCCGGGAGGGCCAGGUCUCCUCUGACGUGUCACUGAAUAAAUGUUUAUGAAGAAUAGGGAGAGCUUAUUAGUUGGUAGUUUUGAUCGAUAUCAGACAACAGAGCAAUGUUACAAGCAGAGAAAUUAGUAAUGGCAUAAUGUAACUGAGUGCAGCUAUAACUUCACUGCUGUCAUGUGAUGUAAAUUUAGCAUUAAAUACUAAGUAUUAUAAAUUUAGCAUUAAUGUGACAAGUAGUCCGUCUCUGCUCUUGGGUGGUGAUGGAAUUGCCUGAGAUGGAGCUGGGAUGGUCAGUCAGUCCGCAGGAGGAUGGCACGGGAUGUUCAGAUGGAGCUGGUGUAAUCUCUAGUUAGGGAGAGGCAUAUGACGUUCAUCUGUGCUGGCGUAAUCUCUCCCUACCUCGGGAUGGGCGUCCUGAGGCGGGGGAGGAGGGCAGAAAGAGAAUAAUUAGUGUAGCUGCUGUUCAUUAAUUAAUUAAUUUAUUUAUUUAGCAUAUUUUGCAUUAAGUGAAUGCUUGGCUGAAAAGAUGUGUCUUUAAUCUAGAUUUAAAUCGGGAGAGUGUGUCUGACCCUCGAAUAGUAUCGGGAAGGCUAUUCCAGAGUUUAGGUGCUUACAUAUGAGGAAGCUCCGCCCCCUUUGGUGGAUUUAGUUAUUCUAGGUGUUAUCAAAAGUCUGGAGUUUUGAGAUCUUAGAGAGCGUGAUGGGUUGUAGUGUGGUAGAAGCUCUGUUAUGUAGGUAGGGGCUAAACUGUUUAAGUCUUUAUAAGUGACUAAAAGAACUUUAAAGUCAAUACGAUGCUUAAUGGGUAACCAGUGAAGGGUUAAUAACAUUGGGGUUAUGUGAUCAUAUUUUCUGGACCUGGUUAGAACUCUGGCAGCUGCAUUCUGAACUAACUGUAGUUUGUUUAUUGAUGCUGCAGGACAACCACUAAGCAGUGCAUUACAGUAGUCAAGUCUUGAGGUCACAAAUGCAUGAAUAAGCUUCUCUGCGUCAGCAACACAUAAAAUAUUUUGUAUUUUGGCAACAUUUCUAAGGUGGAAGAAGGCUGUUUUGUGACAUUUGAGAUGUGAUUUUUAAAUGACAGGUUGCUGUCUAAUAUAACGCCUAGGUCUGUAACUGUAUUUGUUGGAGUAACAGUGCAGCCCUCAAUUUGCAGGUUAUAAUCCGAAAUAUUCUGCUCACGUGUCUUUGGUCCGAUAAGUAAUAUUUCUGUUUUAUUGGAAUUUGAAAGAAGGAAAUUACAAGUCAUCCAAUGUUUUAUAGCUUCAAUGCACUUAUCAAUUUGGACAGCUGGAAGGAAUCAUCUAGUCUUGAUGAGAUAUAUAGCUGAGUAUCAUCUGCAUAACAGUGGAAGCUAAUUCCAUGUUUUCUAAUAAUGUUUCCAAGGGGCAGCAUGUAUAUGCAGAAUAGCAAGGGUCCUAAAACCGAUCCCUGAGGUAAUCCAUAAUUUACUUGCGUUAGAUUUGAUGAUUCCCCAUUUAAAUGGACAAAUUGAUGUCGGUCUGAUAAGUAAGAUCUGAACCAUUGUAGUGCCUGUCCCUGAAUACCGGUAUAAUUGUGUAAGCGAUCUAGAAGUAUUUUAUGGUCUACAGUAUCGAACGCAGCACUAAGGUCAAGCAGGACUAGGAGUAAGAUGUUACCUUUAUCUGAUGCUAUAAGCAGGUCGUUUGUCAUUUUAACGAGUGCGUUUUCAGUGCUAUUAUGUGAUCUAAAGCCUGACUAAAAUAUUUCGUGCAUGUCAUUAUUUUGUAAGAAAGAGCACAACUGAGUGGACACUACUUUUUCUAGUAUUUUAUACAGGUUAUAAAUGGGCUCAAUUGCAACGGGUAAUAACUCUUUUAAUAAUUUAGUUGGUAUGGGGUCUAAUAAGCAAGUUGUAGGUUUAGAUGUUGCAAUAAGUUUAAUUAAAUCUUCCUGUUUUAUAGGUGAAAAACACUGUAGCCUUUCUUUUGGGGCGAUGGUUGGUACUAAUUCAUAGGACAGACAUGGAGGUUGAGUUUUUAUUAUUUUGUCUCGUAUGUUUUCGAUUUUCUUUGUAAAAAAAUGAGUGAAUUCAUUGCUACCAAGGUGCGGCAGAAUACCCAGGUCAGGUGAUGUCUGUUUAUUUCUUAAUUUAGCAACUGUACUAAAUAAAAGCCUUGGAUUGUUUUUGUUAGUUUCUAUGAGGUUUCGGAGGUGCUCAGCCUUUGCUGCUAUUAGUGCCUUUUUAUAACAGUUUGCACUCUCUUUCCAAGCAAUUUUAAAGACCUCUAAUUGAGUUUGUUUCCAUUUACGCUCCAGUUUACAUGUUUCUCUUUUAAGGGCGCGAGUGGUGCUAUUGUACCAUGGUGCUAUGUUUUUCUCUAGGUAUGGGAGAAAAAAUCGAUUCACAUAUGAUUAUUGCUAGCGAUUCGAAUCGAUUCACAAAUUUCAAAAAUAUUUUUUUUAAACGUUACUAAAUAUAAAAACCUGACGUCUUUGGUGCAAAUAAGGCAGAAGUCAACUGCAAGAGCGGUGCAGCACCCGGACCUUUUACAGAGUGCCCACCUCACGCACAAACACAGCGGAGCAUACUGGAGCAGUAGAGAAAGAGAGAAAACCAAAUACAUUUUCAGCCCUAUAGGUCUAAAGUGAGUGAAAGUGAAAGUGACCUAUUAGUCAGAUAUGACCCAUAGUCAGAUGUGACCCAUACCCGAAAUGUGACCUCUGCAUUUAACCCAUCCAGAGAGUAGUGAACACAAGCACAGCAAGUGCAUGUGACUAAACUGCAAGAUAAACGAAGUACAUUUUUAGGAUGGUCUUUCUCUGCAUCUGCUCUGUACAGUGAGUUAGCGGCAGGGAGAAACAGCGCAUUCAAUUUACUACACCGCAGCUGACUUGUCAGUAAGUGCAAAAUAGAAUUGCCCAUAACCUGUCACUGUUCAGACUUAAGAACAUGAACAAACUUCUGUAAAUAUGCACCGUUUGUUAGCCAGACGGAUGCACUGGGUGCUCUGCACGGGACGGGACUAAUACACUAAUAUUGGUAAAACAACCGCUCCUUCAAUGUACGUGUGUAUGAUGAUUUUGUCAUACGAUGUGGCAGAGUUGAAAUUUACUUGUACUUUUAAGCCUUGAUUUAGUAAAUCAUUAGAGUAAACUCAACUUAAAGAUUUUAAGUUUAUUUCAUUCAGUCAGUUUGCUAACGUUAGCAAACGUUAACGUUAUACACAUUAUGGUAACAGAACUCAUUAAUCUUCAGAUAAGGAGCAGGACAAUAAAACAAAAAACGUUUUAAAGUGCACUAAAUAACGUUUGAAAAAGUGGAAAAUCUUAUGUGUUAGAUUUUAAUGUCAUUCAAUAAGAUUCUUGCCCCGUCACUAUCAUAGCAGAAAUUAUUGUUUCAGCUCAUGCACAUGAGCUCCACUGUGAUUUGGCCUGGAGGUCAGCCGUAUUAUUUGUCCUUUUGAAAUGAAAUAUAAAUAGCAUGCAGGUUAUCGGUUACACAUCACCCACCCAAAGCUCAUGAAUAAUUGAGCGUAUCUUUUGGAUACGCAGAACUGAGUGGAAGAAAAGAAGGCAUUUAUAUUUACUUUAUUGAAAAUUAUAUAAUUCAUCGCUCAAGCGAUGCUGGACCAUCAGUGAAACCCAAUCUGGAAAACAACACACUCUCAAAUUCUGCUCUUUGUAGCAAGCUGUGUGUACAGAUUGAAUUCUAACCAGCGCGCUCAGUUUAUUCAAAUUUUUUCUUUGAUGAAAGCAAGCUGGUCAAUGGGUGAAUGAAAAGCAUUCCUGGUUAUUCUAUUCUAGAGUCUUUCAUUAGGUUGCAGAGACAUUUCCAACUCUGCUCACGUUUUCCAUAGCCGGCGUAGCUCAGGAGCACCAAGCCCUCCCUAAGGAACAGUACUCCCAAAAUGAGUUCAGACUUUCUUUUGUGUAAUACAAAGGGGGCAUGUGGCAGACUUUUUAAAAUAAUAAAAAGUAAAGGAGGACUGGGAAUGUAAAGCUCCAAAAUGUAAAAAAACCCCACCAUAAAUGCAAUCAAUGCAAUAUGUAUCUUGUAUUCAAUUUUCAUUAACAAUCUUCUCAAUUUAUUGAGCUGCUUCUACGAGCAUCAAGCAUCUUAUUUGUAAAUGCACUCAGACUGAUUUUGUGAGUUAAAUGUAUCAAGAUGCAUUUCAAAAGACUGUUUUGUUCAAUUGACCAUUGCUACUUUUCUCAAAUCUUUGCAUGCAAGGAGAACAUUUCUGUAAAUAAUGACUUAACUUUCCAGCUGUUCUGCAUAAUUCAAUUGCAUGGUUUUAGUAGACGUGGAAUAGUACUGCUGAUUUGAAAGAACAUGACACAUGCACUUUUCUCAUACCUCACAUCUCCACACAUCAUCCAUAAGCGAUGCAGUAUGAUAGAGAGGCGGAAAAAGCUGCCGUCUGCCACUAUGGACAGCCUCCAAGUCUGUGGCGGCAAAGUAAAUGAUGACCUCUCACUCACCUCUGCCUGCCAAAUACACACACACACACAUGCACAGGCUCCCAUCCAUCUUUCAUACCCAUCCCUAGAUAGUAUUUUACACCCAGUGUGGAUGGCGGCCGUCAAGCGUGCAUGAGGGGCCUAAAUCGGCCUCCUGUACACCAGGCUGGCAAUCACAGCCAAGAAAAACAGCCAUCACUAUCACACUGUCAUCUGGAGAAACCAGCCUUGCCUCUACAGCGGAUUAACCACAAGCUCAUGAAAACAUGAUGACUGUACCAUGUAUCUGCAAGAUUAAACCGCCUGAUACAGGAGGCGUGUUUAAGUCCUUUUGGCACAAUUUGGCUCCCCACUUAAAAUGUCAGCUGGCACAUUGCCUUUGCCAGUCAACUGUAUGUGGGAAAACGUGAAAGAGAGCCACAAAUAUGCAGCACACAAUGUACGGUUAAAUAAAAACGAUCAAGUAAAUUUAACUGACAAAUGACAAUGUGAACUCAUGAAAUAGAUUUAAGUGGGAUUUUGUUUAACCAAAGGCUUUUAGCUAUUUGAUUUUGUGACACUAGUGACACAGUAACAUGUUUUAUAAUCCAAAAUGAAGGUUCAUG